GUUAGGACGAGACAGAUUUAUCGGAUACCAGGUUAUUAUAAACCCAGCACACUGUGGGAGAUGUGUUACACGUAGCGCUCGUUGGCUUUUUAUUGUGAACUUGGAGAAUGUUAAGUGUCAGAAAGUCGCUGUCAACUUGCUGAAAGCUAACCGGUUAGCUGGAUGGCUAGUCAUAAUGAAGUGCUGGGCAUUGUCGGACGUUCAGCUCCGACUCAGGCCGACGCUGCUUUAGCUCUCCCGCUGUCUCUGACAUCACGCCUGGCGCUGACGACAUGAGAUGUACGCACAACUUUUUAUCAUCAACACCGUCGCUGCCUACAUUUUGCCCGACAAUGAACAGCGAACGCAGUAACUGCAGGCCGCAGUUUGCAGACAAUGGCGAGCUAACGCCGUUAGCCUGCUAAGAAGCGAAGCUGUUGGGUCUGGAGCCGUGUUUGAAGCUGCACUGAGAGGAGAAUAAACCCCCGCCGAGGUUUCUCCAUCAUGGAUCAGUCAGAGCAAAUCCCAGCAGCUUGUUGGCAACCACUGUUCCUCAACCAAGCCAUGACAGUGACUUACCAAAAGCAACCGUCACAACAGCUCAUCUCUGACCCUGUGACUGCUGAGGAUGGGGUCACUAAUGGGACCUGUGAAGAGGAGUCGGCUUUGUGUCCCUUUGACACUGGAGACGUCUUUGCUGGGAAUAAUCACCUGACGGUUAAAAAUGAGGACCUUUCAGAGUUUUCUAACAGUGACCUCUCUCUGCCCGAGGUCUGCGUUUCCACCAACAGCAACAGCUGUGAGGAGGACGAAAUGAACCACGAGGUGCAACAAGCUUACAAGAUAUUCACUGGGUUUCUGUUGGAUAAGCACAAAGGGAUCACGAGGCCAUUCCUUCAUCCCAUUGGCCACCAGGAAGCCCAGCGUUGUAUCGAAGCGGUCCAGGACCGGGGUCCGGCACAGCUGAAGCAGUCAAUGUGUUUGCAACGAAUGGAAGAGAAGUUCGUUAGCCAAGAGUAUGAGACAAUAACAGAGUUUGUGGCAGACUUUCGUCUGAUGUUGGAGAACUGUUAUCGCUACCAUGGGGUGGACCACUGGAUCUCCAAACAGGCCCAGAAGCUGGAAAUCAUGCUUGAGCAAAAGCUUACAUUGCUGUCUAGGACACUCAGAGAGAAAACAACUCUGGCCGUGACAUCUAGAGGGCGUUUCUGUGCAGAAGAGGAACGGGGCCAAGGAGGCACCUCCACCAGAAGAAGGCUGGCCCCUCGAAGCCUGGCUACUAUUACUGUGGGGGGUCAUGAAUCUAUAAUGGUUCAUACCUUACGGCUAGAAGAGCAACAGAGGGCCAAAGAGGAGAAGAGGCAACGUGAGCUUGAAAAGAAGGAAGCAGUGGAAACGUCUGCCAAGGAGGUGGACAAGUGGGAGCAUACUCUGCUGUCACAGGCCUCACCCCACACAGUGGAUGCACUUUGGGAAAUCCCAGCUAUAGGUCAUUUCCUCUGCCUGGCUCAGACCGCCCUUAACCUGCCGGAGAUUGUAUUUUUUGAGCUGGAGCGUUGUUUGCUGAUGCCUCGCUGCAGCUUGCUCCUCUCCAAAAUCAUGUCUUCCCUACUGUCCACAUCCCAGCGGAGGGCCAGCGUGAACCGUCGGCCUCCACUGCCUUAUCGCCACUGGGAAUCGGAGCUCAGACAGCGGGUCAUGGGCUGGUAUCGAUGUGUUGGAGCCUCCCAUGACCAGCCUGGGCGUGCUGAGCAGCUGGGACUCUGUCAGCAGUUUUUCAGCACCCUUGGUGAAGUGAGUCCUUUGGAGGAGAAACCUUUUCACUUGUUACCCUUUUACCAGCGAGUGUGGCUUCUGAAAGGCCUGUGUGAUCACGUGUAUGAGACGCAAAAGAGUGUGCAAGAUGCCGUCCUGGCCCAGCCCAUCCACGAGUGUAGGGAGUCAAUAUUGGGUUAUGACAGCAAGGAGAAUGCCUACAUACAUUUCCCACACUUUUGUGGGGCAGAUCUAAGGAUAUACCGUCAGAGCCCCAGCUCUCCUCCGGCUUUUCCAUUCCCUUCAUUGUUGGUGAAAAAGGUUGCAAUAGAACCUGGAACAAAAGGUGUGACGUAUGAGGCUGAGAGAAAAAAAAGCGAUGGAGAGUGUUAUGGAGACUCCGUCAACACCAGGGAGUUUGAAUUUCAUGAUUUUGGAAGGAGUAAAUCAGAGACGUUAGGCGUCUUCCAUAAGGAAAACAGCAAUAAUGACGAAGAUAAAAGGUUAAAAUUGUCAUCCAUAAAAAAGGAGGAAGGCUCUGGAUCUGGAUCUUCUGAAGGUGAAUCGCUUGAAGACUCUAAAAUGGACCAUAAUAAGAACUCUAACAUCUCAACCCCUUUUAACACUAAUCACACGGAAAGAUGUGGCACAAAAACAAUGACUAAGGAAGAGGAAGUAAAGCUACAGCUUCAGCCUGUCACAGUGAAAAAGGAGCGGAAGUGUUCACUGUCAGUCAUUGGCAACAGUAAAGGAGAGACACGUGAGCCCUGUCUGAGUGUUGGGGAACACAGUUACACAGGAAGGUCACCAGCCCGGUCGGUGAAUCCAACCGCCUCAACUGACGCAGUAGAACUUAACAUAAAGGAAGAAAGCCCCAGUCUGGGACGACGAAAAGAUUCCUGUGUGGAAUGUUUCAAAAACAAAAUAAACCAGGUAUCCAACUGCUCCUGUGACACAUCACGACACACAACACAGUUGUUCUACGAGAGAACUCAUAAAUUAGGUGAAAAGAGCACCGGUGACAUAAUUUGGACUAAAAAGAAAAAGAGGAAGAAAAAACGGGAACACGAACAGCUGUCAAAGAUAAGAGGAAAGCACAAGCGGCUGCAGCACACGGACCAGACCGGUCUGUCCUCGGCUGAUGCUGCCCAGUCUGCACCCAGAAGAGUUUCACCAACGGUCAGCAGAAAAGACAAGAAGAAAAGACAUAGAACAGGAAAGAAACUCGACGCUACAAAGAAAAUAUCAGAUGAAUCUCCAGUUGAACCAUCCUUCAAAUUGGUGUGCAGCAAUCUGGACGAGUUAAGGGACCUCAUCAGCAAGACAGAAGACGAGCUCGAUGAUUUGGAAAGCACCAAAAAGAGACUGGGUCGGUGGUAUUACAGGAAAGAAGCAGUAAAAGAACUCCACAGCACUCUUAUCAGACUACUGAAUGAGCUGUUACCAUGGGAACCCAGACUUGUUAAGGCCCAUCAAAGGAACAGGCUCCGUUUGAAGAAGGAAUUUGAUGAUUUUAAAAAGCACCCGGAGUACAACAACUUUGUGCGUGAAGAGCGUUUCACAUCAUCAUCAUCAUCAUCAUCUUCGGAUGAAGAUGAAGAGAAGGGCCUAGGGAGGAACCUGCUCUCUGUUGUGGAUCAUUAUAGAAAAUCAGAAGAGGAAGACCUGGAACAUUUGGUUCCCAGAGGACUUUGGAGUGGAGCUAAAACCAGGGAGAUUGGGGCUGAAGCUGCAGACGAAACAGCGUCAACCUACUUGUCUCCUACACACUUGAGAAAACUCCAGGUCAACGUAGAGAACGGCAUUGAUCCACUCUCGAGACCUCAGGCUGUGAGCAGAGGCACUGCUUUUGUUGCGAACUCUGGUCCACAAGCUAGAACUGAAGGGAUCUCAUCAAAUCAGUCCACAGAUUCAAGUUCAUCGUGGGCAGCAGCGAUGCCGCUCCAAAGUCCUUUGUCAUCCAUAUCAACGAUCCUUCACCCCACGACUGGACUACCUAAAGGUUACACACCGAUCCCAGUCUUACUGGCUAAAAGUGUGGGAAACAAAGUGACCUUAAUGAAACGACCUGCUGAUUGUGCAGGAUUUAACAGUGUUGAUGCACAGGGCAGAGGGACUUUGGUCUCCCCACCUACCUCUGUAAUGGAUAAGGCAAAGAUUUCAAAAACACAACUUUGGCCUUCCAGUUCACAGAAGGACUUGGAACAAAUAAAGGCUCAAAGACAACAACAAGCACAUUUACAGUUGGAGGUGGCUCCAGUCACGAAAGCUCUUGGUACAGAACAGCAGACAAAACCAAACCAAGCUGUACCAAAAAGUCCGGUUCAAGUGGUACGCAGGUCUCCUCAGGUUCCUGGUCAUCAGGAAGGAAAGGACGGCAACAGCAGCAGCACCGUUGGUCCAUCUGUUAACCCUGGACAGACAGUCAUGCGACAAGUGGUUAUUCUGACGUCUUUACAUCAGCAACAGUCAAAAGACAUCCAGGUCCCAGUGUCUCAAGUAGUCAGCCCUGUAUGUAUGUCCACCGAUGUGCCUGGGUUCACCAUUCCUGAAAACAGAAUCCCUGUCCAGCCGGUGGCUCCAUUAAAAAACAACAUGACAGUCAGCAACCACUCUCCUUCUGUUUCCCCUUGUCAGCAACAGGGAAGCCUAAAAACAUCUGGAUUCAAAACGAUCCCAAUCUGCAGUCCCCAAACCAGCACGCCACCGGGUGUCAUGCCGAACCUCGGGUCUCCUUCAAGUGCAGCUCCUCCCCAACCCAUAAAAAAUACAGACCCUAAGCAGGAGUUAAAGACUGUGUGCAUCCGUGAUUCACAGUCCAUCCUGGUCACAACCAGAGGAGGCAACACAGGCAUCGUCAAAGUUCAGACCUCCUCAGACGGGGCCAUUGGUUCCAUGUCCACCAGCCCAGUCAUCACCAUUUCACCACAGUUUAAAGCCUUUCUUGUGUCAAAAACAUCCUCUUUUACAUCCUCUUGCACCAUUCCAGCAGUAAACACAAGUGUUUCAGCGGCCCAACCUCAGAGACCGGUCCCUCCGGUGUUAAAGUCAGUUCCUCUUUCCACAUCCCCUCUACAGUCCCCCUUUCACAGUACAACCACAGGUAGCAUUCCCAUUACAGGUGCAGAAAGCCAGACUAAAGGUUCUUUUGUGGCUUUAAAUCAAGCCUCAAACAUUUCAGCCUGCUCUACGGUUCCCAAGAUGAGUGGCCAUUUAGCACCGGUCACUGCUGCGUCACUAGUGAAAAGUGCAGUUGCUGUCCCGUCGCAGAGCAGUACUGCAGUUCCCCAACUUCUAACGCAGUUAGAAGUCACCAAGACUGGACUGAAACGGGUUGGCACGGAUGAAAGAGCUCAAGUUACAAAAUUCAUCCUUCUUACCCCGUCGUCAUCUCCCACAUCAAGUGAGGCCGUCUCGAAGAUAACAUCUCCCUCCAAAAAGACGCUAUCCAAUUCAAAAGUCAUGCUCAUUGGCCAACCUACUGUCACAUCUUCAAUCACCUCCAUCGGAAGCAUUCCAACGCAAACACUGGGAACGGGGGCAAGUGAGCAACUGCUAACCACUCCCUUCCCAAAUCCCACCGUAAAGAUGGGAAUAAGCCCAGAGCAGCUAAUGAGCUGUGGCUCCACAGAGGCAUUGACCAAAGUCAAGAACAUCAGUCUGCCCUCAGGGUUUCAAAUCCAGUUGGCGGGGAAGACCACAGCUAUUGGCCAGACCAUCGGUGCCCUGUCAAGUUCUCCGUCCAAGAGGACGCCGGUGUCUGUCCCACAGCCAGGCCGUCUACCAGCUACUGUCCCUGGACUGCUCCUCGUCUCCAAUUCAAAAACCAACACCACGUGGUCAACCCCACUGGCGUCUUCCCUGUGUACCCCUUCCUUCGCUGUGGUUUCCCAAAUGGCCUCAAACACGUCAACAUCUGUCGCUACCACUUUGUCGACGGGAACCAAAAAAAGUCCCUCAGAUAUGAAUCCAGUUGAGUCCUUUAGCAACUGCCCUGCUCAGUUACCCAUUACUGUACAGAGUAGCCCUGCUCAGAGGUCCACCUCACUAAUCCACCAGCAGUCCAAUGUCCAAAAUGACGUUGUUGAGGACAGGUUCUCAUUGCCCAACCCGCUUGCUCCUAAUACGUCUCUCUCCUCUGGAACGUGCGCCCCAUCCAUCACGUCUGCUGCUGGAACAAUCCAGCAGAGAAUAGUCAUCAACACCUCCGCACCGCUUGCUGCUGGUACACAAAUCAUUCUGAACAACACACGCUUUGUGGUCCCUUCCCAAGGUUUAGGUCCAGGCAGCCAUGUUCUUAUCAUCUCUGGUCCUGCACCACCACAAGUGCCUCCUGCGAGUGCUGCUGGCACAAGUGCAUCAGCACCGCCCCAAGUGGCGAACCAUGCCAUCGUAGCCCCGCAAGUUUUAUCCCAGCCUCCGCUCAGACCAUCGGGUGUACCAGCUGCAACUUCACCUUUCGUUGCAUGUACACCUGCUGUUAGGCCGCCCUCCACCUCGGUGUCCAGUAAAACCAUUGUGUCUGCACUACCAAACAUUUCCACUGCACGGGCCGGUGAUCUAGCAUCAACUGUUGUUGGUACAUCAGGUUUAAGUACCGUACCGGCCCUUUUUUCACCUAUGGUAACCAGUGCUCCUGCUUCCUGCAAUUCGCAGUCUCCAAUUCGGCUAGCUGCAGGCUCAGCCAUGCAGGCCGACGCCCCAUCCGCCAUUUUGCCCGCCGGCACCCACCUCUUAUCGACACCUCCGUUAUCUGCAACCGUUCCCUUGUCCAGUCCCGUCAAGCCAGUUCCUGCACUGAUAGCCUCGGCUGCCGCUCCCCUGGCAGCAGGCACACCUCUGCAUUCUUCUGUUACUCAGCAUACGGUUUCCGUGACAGCCCCAGACCAAGGAUUAAAACCUCCGCAGUCAGGAGUUAGAAUGGCUGCUCCCUCCGCAGCACCGUCACAGACCGUACUUCAGGCAGGACAAGGUCACAGGGUCAGAAAACACGCUCCUGUCGUCAUGCAGAUGCUGCUUUCAGGCACUCCUCCGACAGUGGCUGCUCCUCCAAUUGUAAAUCUGGUAUCAAGGAUUCAGACUCUUCCUGUGGCAACGGUCCCACCAAUCGGCACCACCGCUAGGACGUUUGAAACGGUACCAGUUGGGACUACACCUUCAUCUAGCAGCGAUUUAGUCCGAACUCCAGCCCAACCAAUCUCAUCAAACAACAGCACACACCCAGCUGUCGUUUCGACCGAUCAGACUUUCGACCGGACGUCAACUUCGGGCAUUCAAACCAGUGUAGCAUCCAAGCUACUGAUUAGUCCUGAUGGUGCUGUUUUGAGCACCGCUCAGCGCCAGGUCAGUCCGGCCGAGGUGACGACCUGUUCCAAACCUACGGGUGUACUCGUGGUUUCCUCCAGCAGCUCAAGUGGAACAUUGAACACCCACGAUUCCUCUCUACAACAUUCGUGGGCAAAGUAGAACCUGGUGGUAUGCGUUGCUAGUAGUUGAUCUUGGAAUUAGUCAGAGUUCUUUGUGUUUUUACAGAAAGUUGGUUGAUUUUUUUUUUUUUUUUUGUCUGACUUUUAGGAUGGAGUAAGUUCUGUUCUCUGGUUAGGUUGGUCCUCUAAUAGAGAAACUGUGUACUCACACGUAUAAGGUAAUCAGUCUAUGGUUUGUUGCCUUCAAAUAAAUGUGUCGACUAUUUCUGAUUUCAUGGCCAGUAUUGAAAUAAAAAACCUCAAAUACAGAAAAUGGUUUGAGAAAUGAGAUUGAAUAAAUUGUAAUAAGUUCCAAUGCAGUUCAAUAUCGUAAUAAUCCUGGGAUACUGUUCAUUCAGAUUCAACCUGUUCUAAAGCUUUUGUUUAAAUGUUCAGCACUUAGAAUUUUUUUUCAGCGUGUAACUGAGAGCUACGUUUUACCAUUUUGAAGUAUAAAUAGAGGAUUUGUACUAUGUGUUUGUGUCCAUUUAAAGUUUCAGUUAUUUAUUUUUACCAUAUAGAUUUUUCAAAACUAUUUACUUAGUUACACUUUCCUUGAACAAAUGUGGACGUUGGACAUUUCUGCAUGGAAAUAAACAAUGCGACUGUCCAACCAAA
Cynoglossus semilaevis (tongue sole) is the source of this 7817-nucleotide messenger RNA. It is a transcript of the gene brd10, whose product is annotated as bromodomain containing 10. Gene Ontology annotation, molecular function: protein binding. The transcript is spliced from 11 exons. The record is from RefSeq and is a predicted model, not a curated record. NCBI's taxonomy places the organism in Eukaryota, Metazoa, Chordata, Actinopteri, Pleuronectiformes, Cynoglossidae. Bases 484 to 7200 code for a protein of 2238 amino acids.